Molecule: messenger RNA, 1759 nt
Organism: Daldinia decipiens
Lineage: Eukaryota; Fungi; Ascomycota; Sordariomycetes; Xylariales; Hypoxylaceae
Product: RNI-like protein
Exons: 2
Coding region: 374-1645 (423 amino acids)
Biological process (GO): nucleocytoplasmic transport; activation of GTPase activity
Cellular component (GO): nucleus; perinuclear region of cytoplasm; cytosol
Molecular function (GO): small GTPase binding; GTPase activator activity
Source: RefSeq, a predicted model, not a curated record
UAACAACUGUAAAUCAAACUCUAAAUCAAAUGCAUGUGCAAGUCAAUUUACUGCACAAGGCACGUACACUACUAAUACAUGUACUAUGUAUUGUACCAUUAUUGUACCAUUAUUGUACCAUCUGGUGCCACCCGGUAAUUAUCCGAACCGUUGCCCUUGACAGCCGACAUGAAUUAAAGUGUUACCGUAUUACCGUAUUACCGUACCUACACUGUACCUACACCCUCAUAAUGUCUUACAAUUGCCCCUCCCCCACCAUUCUAGGCUUCGCGUUCUUUUUUGUUAGAUCCAAAACAUCGUCAACAACAAUAACAACAAAGUUAACACUGUAGAUUUCGUCGCUAUUCUUUACCACCAUAACGCCUGAUUCAAGAUGGCUGCGCCCGGUAAACUCUUCUCCCUUGAAGGGAAAGGCCUGAAGCUAGAUACGGCUCAGGAUCUCGAGGCGCAUAUCGGUCCGCUAAGGGCUAUGGACGACGUUGAGGAAGUACGCAUCCUGGGAAACACUCUGGGUGUCGAAGCCUGCAAACUUCUUGGAGAAGUCUUGGCCACCAAGAAGUUGCUGAAGGUCGCAAACCUGGCUGACAUAUUUACGGGUCGCCUGCUAAACGAGAUCCCUGAGGCCCUCUCCUCUCUGCUCACCUCCAUCCUCAACUUGCCCAAUCUUCGUACCAUCAACCUGAACGAUAAUGCUUUCGGUCUCAACACCCAAGCGCCCUUGGUCGCUUUCCUGUCUAGCCACGUGCCGCUCCAGCACUUAUACCUCAACAACAACGGACUGGGACCUCAUGCCGGCAUACUCAUCGCCGAUGCGCUCUCGGAGCUACAUACAAAGAAGGAGGCUGCUAGAAAGGCCGGGCAAGACGUUCCCUAUCUCGAGACCGUCAUCUGCGGUCGUAACCGAUUGGAAAACGGAAGCAUGCUUGCUUGGGCCAAGACCUUCAGCCUUCAUGACCGGGUUAAAGAAGUCAAGAUGGUCCAAAACGGUAUCAGGCAAGAAGGAAUCGAGCAAUUGCUCACCUCGGGCCUGAACCACACUAUCGGGAUCAAGAUUCUAGAUCUACAAGACAACACCUUUACCAUCAAGGGCGCGAGAGCAUUGGCAAAGGUUGUCCCUCUCUGGACAGACAUACAAGAGCUUGGAAUCGGCGACUCCCUACUUGGCGCCAAGGGUGGUGUCCUCCUCGCCGACGUCCUUUCCAAGGGUCAAAACCAGAAGCUGGAAACGCUUCGCCUGCAAUACAACGACAUCACAGCCGUAGGCGUCAAGGGCUUCGCAUCGGCAGCCAAGGCCGGUCUCCCGGCGCUAAGGCGCAUCGAACUAAACGGCAACAAAUUCUCCGAAGAUGACGAGUCGAUCCUAGCCCUACAAGAGCUGCUCGACGAGCGGAAAGAGAAGCACGGCGGCGACUUCAUCGACGAGGACACCUGGGGCGUCGACAGCCUAAGCGAUCUCGAGGAUCUAGACUCGGAUGAGGAAGAAGAGGAGGAGGAGGAGGAGGAGGAAGAGGAAGAACCCUCUACGGAAGAGAAGGCCGAGAAGCUAAUCAAGGAGGCCGAGGAGGCUCAAGAAGAACCCACGGUGCAGCUCAAGGACGACGACGUCGACGCCUUGGCCAAGAAGCUGGCGCAGACCGGGAUCUAGCUAGCUAGGUACCUAGAUAUAAAAAAGAAAUGCAUACCUACCUCCCAGCCAGGUAGGUAUGUACAUAUAGAUAGUUACGAUUCCCUACGCAGGCACCGCGCAGAAACGCAGAAG